This is a messenger RNA of Zasmidium cellare ATCC 36951, 1461 nucleotides long. RefSeq lists its product as uncharacterized. The transcript is spliced from 6 exons. The record is from RefSeq and is a predicted model, not a curated record. Lineage: Eukaryota; Fungi; Ascomycota; Dothideomycetes; Mycosphaerellales; Mycosphaerellaceae. Gene Ontology annotation, biological process: transmembrane transport. Bases 1 to 1461 code for a protein of 486 amino acids. Gene Ontology annotation, molecular function: transmembrane transporter activity.
AUGAUUCGAAUGCGGGAUGCCCGAUGGAACCUCUAUCACCCUCUGGACAGCGAAGAAACUUCGUCUGAGAACCUGGUCGGCUUCGAUGCGGAUCUGGACCCAUAUCGACCUCGAAACUGGCCAUGGCGGAAGAAAAUCACGACGGUCAUGCUUUACGCCACAACAACGACGACAUCCACUUUCUCCUCAAGCGUAUUCUCAACCGCCAUCGUCCCAAUAUCAGAAGCAUUCCAUGUUUCCACGGUCGUGGCUACCCUGGGAAUCUCGCUUUUCCUUGUUGGCUUCGGCGUGGGACCUCUGCUAUGGGCGCCACUAUCCGAACUCUACGGCCGAAAGUUAUCUGUCCUUGUGCCGGUUUUCGUCGGUGGGUGCUUCGCGUUUGGAGGAGGUGCUGCUAAGGAUCUCCAGACCAUUAUGAUCUGUCGUUUUUUCCAAGGACUGUUUUCCAGUGCUCCUAUUUCGAACGCCGGCGGAGUCUUAGCUGAUCUGUACCAGGCAGAUAAGCGUGGUGCCGCAAUGGCUCUUUAUACUGUGUCAAACGUCGGAGGACCCAUGGUUGGACCGCUAAUAGGCGGCGCCCUGUGCAUAAACAAGAGCCUCGGAUGGCGCUGGACACAAUAUAUUAGCGGCAUUUGGGCCGUGACGCAGGUCGUUGUGGGGCUUAUAAUGCUGGAUGAGACGCACGAGGGCACAUUGUUGAAAUGGAAGGCUCAAGAUUUGCGACGUCGAGGCAAUUGGGCACUACAUGCGAACCAUGAGGAGGCUAAAUUCACCGCAUCAGACCUCGCCAGAACCUAUUUGAUCCGGCCACCAAAAAUCCUAGCGACGCCAAUUGGAAUCCUUAUGGCUACAUAUCAGGCCUUUGCAUUCGGCACCCUCUAUGCGUCCCUUAGCGCUAUUCCAAUCAUCUUUCAGGAGGUUCGAGGUUGGAACGAGGUUGUGGGUGCCCUGCCCUUUCUUGCUAUGCUUCUUGGAAUCGUGAUAGGGGCUUCCGCUACCUACUUUAACCAGCCGUUCUACAUGAAGCGGUUGAAGCAGAACGGUGGCAAGCCGGCCCCCGAAGCUCGACUUCCUCCAGUCAUGCUUGGAUCAGUCUUCUUCACAGGAGGGCUUUUUAUGUUGGCUUGGUCGUCGAGCAGGGCUGUGUUCUGGCUGGUGCCAAACAUCGGUCUUGUUUUCGUGGGCUUCGGAUUCCUGACGGUGAUGAAUUCAGCCAACAGCUACGUCGUCGAUACUUUUCAGCAAGUCGCUGCUUCGGCUCUUGCGGCGAACAUCCUCUGGCGAAGCGCUUUCGCCGUGGCUUUCCCGCUCUUCACUUCGCAAAUGUUGCACGCUUUGGGUGUCGGCUGGGGUGUUAGCAUCUUUGGUUUCGUGGCUGCAGCGAUGAUGCCGAUUCCUUUCGUACUGUACAGGUUCGGAGCCAGAAUCAGAGCUAAAAGUGUUGGGUUCGCCCUUGGAUAG